AUGUUAAAUAAUAAUGUUAAUUCAAAUAAAGAUGAUAGUUUAAAUGAAGAUAACAAUAAUUUUGCUGAAGAUGAUAGAGAUACUGCAGAAAAAGCUGGAUAUAGAAAUAUACUUGCCAAAACAGAUUAA
This is a messenger RNA of Cetraspora pellucida, 129 nucleotides long. Lineage: Eukaryota; Fungi; Glomeromycota; Glomeromycetes; Diversisporales; Gigasporaceae. The record is from the annotation of a GenBank genome assembly.